Molecule: messenger RNA, 789 nt
Organism: Penicillium alfredii
Lineage: Eukaryota; Fungi; Ascomycota; Eurotiomycetes; Eurotiales; Aspergillaceae
Product: glutathione S-transferase family protein
Exons: 3
Coding region: 1-789 (262 amino acids)
Source: RefSeq, a predicted model, not a curated record
AUGAUGGACUCCACCCAGCCUCAAAUCACCCUUUACCGUGGUUUUCCCCGGUCAGGCAACUACACUUGGUCGCCUUUUGUCAACAAGCUUGAGGCGCGUUUACGUUUCGCAGGCCUCGCAUAUCGUACCGAAGCAGGAUCCCCACGCACUGCCCCUCGGGGGAAGAUCCCAUAUGCCACGAUUUCUCCAGACAACGCCUCGCCCCGAACCAUCGCCGAUUCUACCCUGAUCAUUGAUCAACUAGUGAAGGAUGGCCUCCUGGAUGAUAUCAAUGCACACCUGAGUCCUUCCCAGAGGAUGCAAGACCUUGCCAUGCGCGCUCUUUUCGAGGAUCGGCUUUACUUUUUGCAGAGCUUUGAGAAAUGGCAGGAGAACUACUACACAAUGCGCGAUCAUAUCUUCGCUGCAUCCUCUUACCCUCUGCGAGUGGUUGUCGGCUGGCUGGCGUAUCGAAAGCAAAUGCACAUUCUCUACGGUCAAGGCACACUCCGAUUCUCACCGGAAGAGAUCAGUAGCAUGCGCUGGGAGAUUUGGAAGAAGCUCAGCUCUCUUUUGAUGUCUUCAAAAUCACAGAUGUUAGAUUGCACUACAAGCGACCACCCUUUCUGGGUACUUGGUGGUAGCACACCAUGUGAAGCAGAUGCUACCGUGUAUGGUUUUAUCGUGUCCACGUUGGUCUGCAGCGCAUGCCCAGAGACGCAAAAAGUGGUCAAAAGUUUCCCCAUUCUGAUCCAAUAUGCGCAAAAGAUUCAUGAUUGCUUUUUUCCGGACUAUGUGGGGUGGGAAUGA